AUGCUGUCUGUCACGGCGGUACAGACGAAUGCUUGGCACUGGUUGUUGGAAGUCGCAGAACGUCGCCCGGCUGACGCUGAUUUAAACCAGGGCCCAGGCGGGAUGCUGUCGAUCUUUUUGUGUUGUGGGCGCCAUCUCCAUGUGCUUUCGUUUUAUGCUCAUUGCUCUCUCUACUGCCUUUUGCUUAAUCGAGAAGAGCAUCCUCCUGAACGGUACUCAGAGGCUGGCCGACGCACCCCUUCCUUUCGUGGCCAAGCCUUUGACGCGACGCAUCAGCUUGGCGCAAAGGUUGCAGGACGGCUGGCUUGCGUGACUCUAUCAUGUGUUUCGGUGUGUGAACACGAAGAGCGCAGCAGAACAGGCCGUCGUCAGGGGCCGGCAAUUGGGUGCGACAACCUCGAAAGCGGACAAUUCAGAGUGGCCCAACUCUGGCUCCAUUGUCUUGUUUGUCGGAUUUGCUCACAUCUCAAAGCUCUACCGCUGCACUGGACGCCCUACUCGAGGCCUCCUGUACCAGCCAGACGGCCUGUGGAGAUGGGACUUGAGAGUCCAGUUCGUUUGCGAACCAGAAAGCUUCGCUCUCCUCUUGACAGCCACCCGAUUGCUUCGUGUGUAUGGCGGCCUUCAAUUGUUCACAUUUAUACAGAUGAAUAG
This is a messenger RNA of Protopolystoma xenopodis, 654 nucleotides long. Lineage: Eukaryota; Metazoa; Platyhelminthes; Monogenea; Polystomatidea; Polystomatidae. The record is from the annotation of a GenBank genome assembly.